Microthlaspi erraticum is the source of this 711-nucleotide messenger RNA. The record is from the annotation of a GenBank genome assembly. Lineage: Eukaryota; Viridiplantae; Streptophyta; Magnoliopsida; Brassicales; Brassicaceae.
AUGGGAGGCCAAAACCAGAGGACUCAAUCCGACAUUUCAGUCAUCCACAUCUAUUGUUCCACUCAUCUCUCAAUCCUCAAGAUCAUUCUUCUUAUUCUUGCACACCCUUUCGACAAAAACCAUCUCCUCUCUCUAAUCCCAACUCCCAAAUACCAAGAAGGAAAAUUCCGGUGCGACGCGUGCGGAAAAGACGGUGAUGGUUUCGCUUACCAUUGCGGAGACUGCGGGAUCGAUCUUCACACGGUUUGUGCCAACAUGCCUUCUCGAGUCACGCACCAAUCUCACCCUCACCACCAACUUUCUCUAACGUUUUCUAUGCUACCACCGCGGGGAUCCGGAUCAAGAUCUGCUGCGCCGGUUAGCAGCUUUCGCUGCAGCGUGUGCGGAGGUCUUGGGUCUGAUUCGUGGCUCUAUAGCUGCAAAGAGUGCGGUGGAUUCGAUGCUCAUUUGUUGUGCGCUAGAAGAAAGUUAGCUACUGCUCCAACAAAUUUGGCCCAACAUGGUCUAAACCGGAUGCAACCACAGUUUGUUAAUGUUGCUAGCCCGGUUCUUAAUAACCCUUAUCCUUUGGUGGUGCCGACGACGACGAGUCUUGCGAUUACACCGAUGAUUAAUGAGAUGAUUAACAAUCUUGUAGCAAAUACGCCUCAAGAUCCAAGCCAAGUCUCUCUCGGACCAUUGGCAAUGGGCGGUGGUGGACCGGUUAAUUAG